CAUCGGGCCCCCCUGGCCCACACUCACCCCCAACUGAGGCCUUCAGCUUUGGGACACAGGGUCAGGGUCACUCGGGGAGGGGCAAAAGGCAGACACCCCUGCCCCCCUCCCUCUACUUCCCCACUCCUUCGCCGCCUCCAGCGUCUCACCAGCUGGAAGCGCGGACUAACCGCGGCCGGAAUCGAAGGCGAGGGGAGGUCGGCCGCAACUUCCCCAGUCCACCUUAAGAAGACGAUGCAGCCAGCUCCGGCGCUGACCUUAGGAAAACAAGUUUGCGCAAAGUAGAGCGGGGACCCGGGCCUCUGGGCAGCCCCCGGCCGCGCCUCCAGUGCCUUCCAGCCCCCACGGGCGGCGCAGCCGCGGCCCAUGGAGCCCGCCGGCCCGGCCCCCGGCCGCCUCGGGCCGCUACUCUGCCUGCUGCUCGCCGCGUCUUGCGCCUGGUCAGGAGCAUCAGGAGAGGAGGAGCUGCGGGUGACUCAGCCUGAGCCAUCAGUGUCGGUCGCGGCUGGAGAGGCGGCCACUCUGCGCUGCACCGUGACCUCCCUGCUCCCCGUGGGGCCCAUCCUGUGGUUCAGGGGGGAAGGGCCAGGCCGGGAGCUGAUCUUCAGUUUCAAAGAUGGACAAGAAGUCCACUUCCCCCGGGUAACGCGUAUUGGAAGCACCACAGAGAGAGACAACAGGGACUUUUCCAUCCUCAUCAGAAACGUCACCACAGCAGACGCCGGCACUUACUACUGUGUCAAGUUCCGGAAAGGGACUCCUGAUGUGGAGUUUAAGUCUGGGACAGGCACCGAGCUGUCCGUGCGUGCCAAACCCUCGGCCCCCAAUGUAACGGGCCCUGCGGCGAGGGCCACACCUGGGCAGACAGUGAGCUUCACCUGUGAGUCCCACGGCUUCUCUCCUCGAAACAUCACGCUGAAAUGGUUCAAAAACGGGAAUGAGCUCUCAGACUUCCAGACCAACGUGGAGCCCACAGGAGAAAGCAUCUCCUACAACAUCUCCAGCACAGCCCAGGUGGUGCUGGCCCCCGGGGAUGUUCGCUCUCAGGUCAUCUGUGAGGUGGCCCACAUCACCUUGCAGGGCGGCCCUCCUCUCCGUGGGACUGCCAGCUUGUCUGAGACCAUCCGAGUUCCGCCCACCUUGGAGGUUACCCAGCUCCCCAUGAUAGGAGGGAACCAGGUAAACAUCACCUGCCAGGUGGGGAAGUUCUACCCCCAGAGACUAAACCUGACCUGGCUGGAGAAUGGAAACGUGUCCCGAACAGAAUCGGCCUCGACCCUCCUGGAGAACAAGGAUGGCACCUAUAACUGGACGAGCUGGCUCCUGGUGAACUCUUCCGCCCACAGGGAGGAUGUGGUGCUCACCUGCCAGGUGCAGCAUGACGGGCAGCCAGCGGUCAGCAGAAGCCACACCCUGGAGGUGUCUGCCCAGCAGAAGGAGCAGGGCACAGAUGCCGCCCCUGGUGAGGCCUCCCCUCCAGGCAAAUCUCCAAAUAACAGCUGGAGCAUCUAUAUUGUGGUGGGCGUCAUGUGUGCCUUGCUGGUGACCCUGCUGAUUGCUGUCCUCUACUUCCUCCGAGCCAGACAGAAGAAAGCCAAGGGUUCCACUUCUUCUACAAGAUUGCAUGAGCCCGAGAAGAAUGCCAGAGAAAUAACCCAGGUCCAGGACACAAAUGACAUCACAUAUGCAGACCUGAACCUGCCCAAGGGGAAGAAGCCUGCCCCCCGGGCUGCCGAGCCCAACAACCACACAGAGUACGCCAGCAUCCGGAGCGGCCCGCCACCCGUGACGGAGGACACCCUCACCUAUGCCGACCUGGACAUGGUGCACCUCAACCGGACCCCGAAGCAGCCGGCCCCUAAGCCCGAUCCGUCCUUCUCCGAGUAUGCCAGCGUCCAGGUCCAGAGGAAGUGAAUGGGACCAUGGUCGGCUCUGGGCCUGUCCCCACAAGGUUUCUUGUCCCACAUGGAGCAGCCGUGAUAAGGACAGCCAGCUCAGUUCCAGAGGGCCAGGAUGGCACAGGCCCUGGGACCCAGGGGAGAGGGUGUCUCUCAUCUCCCCACCUACCUUGGCUCUCCAGCGCUUCUAGGGUGGCCAGAGCCCUCCUCGUUGCCACAUAUCUUGAGGCUGAUUUUGCCAGGCCAGCCGUGGAACCCACCUAGGAACUGGUGGAGUCCAGGUACUCUCGUUCCUCUGUCCAGCAAUGGUGGGUCUUGUCACGGUCUUGGAGACCCUCAACCGCCUCCUUGAUGCUCCAAAGCCUGAUCUUCCAAGGGGAGGAGGAGAAAAUCCCACCUCCUCCCACCACCCCCACUGCCGCCACCCAACUGGGAAAAUAUUCACUAUAGGUUAGACUGGCUCAUCCAUGGAGAAGCUAGAAAAAAAACUCUGGGACCCACAUUCCAAGACUUGGUGAGGUUGCUGCCAACAGUCCUGGUCUCCCCACCCUGGGCUGACAAACCCUGGUAGAGAAGGGGACCCUCCAAGGAACACCCCCUGAAGGACCUCAAGACAAAACCCUCCUCUUCCUUGGGCCCCUCUGCGACUCCUUGGGGGCCCGUCGUCCCUACUGUGAUGCUCCCAGGGGACCCGCCUCUCCUUUCUAGACCCGCGCUUGCUUUCUCCAGCUAGCACUAACUCAGCACCAUCUUGCUGUGGACGCCUGUAAAUUAUUGAGAAAUGUGAAACGUGCAAUCUUGAAACUGAGGUGUUCGAAAACUUGA
This is a messenger RNA of Cynocephalus volans (Philippine flying lemur), 2723 nucleotides long. Its product is annotated as tyrosine-protein phosphatase non-receptor type substrate 1-like. Lineage: Eukaryota; Metazoa; Chordata; Mammalia; Dermoptera; Cynocephalidae. The transcript is spliced from 9 exons. Bases 367 to 1914 code for a protein of 515 amino acids. The record is from RefSeq and is a predicted model, not a curated record. Gene Ontology annotation, biological process: positive regulation of phagocytosis; positive regulation of T cell activation. Gene Ontology annotation, cellular component: plasma membrane.